GCGCGCGCUGCUCUCCAGUCUGUCCCGGUACCGUAACGUCCACCGAGUCUCCGCGCUCUGCUGGCUGCGCCACCGACACAGUCACCGUCUGCAGCCCCGAGUGACAGAGCAGGAGUCUGGCUGUGCACCGACUCUUCCCCAUGAGAAAUGGGGCCAAGCCUCAUUUAAAGCGCGGCGCCUGAGCCGUGUCGCUCGGGUUCACAAAUGUGGGGCUUUAACCUGGUGGUUUCUUCCUGGAAUGAGGCCGCUGCUAAUGAGCCCAUCAGGACAAAGGCACUGCGGUAGUCACCUCCGUCUCUGCUCCGGGUCCUUUUCUUGAGGAAGAAAUAUGGCGGUGUCCAUGCUGUACAGGAGGACGACGGCGUUGUGUAGGACGUUAAAGGGAAUCUCACCUUCAAAAACUCUUCUUUCUUCGAACUGGCUUCUGUUGCACACCGCGUCCUACAACCCGAAGCCUUUAAAGCUGAACCUCCAUGAGCCCUAUGUCCCAGACAAGGACAGCGAGAAGACGCCGGAGUGGCAGAAAACGGCCCGGUAUGACAGAAAGCUGUUCGGUCGGUACGGCUCAGCGUCGGGCAUCGACCCUGCGUCGCUGUGGCCCAGCCAUGAGCAGCUGGACAAGAUCAUUGCAGAGGAAAAUGAGUGGCACCCUCCGUUAAAAGUAAUGCUGAAGAACGUCAAGGCCAGGGAGAAGCAGGAAGCCGAAAAACGGUUGGCAAAGUAAGUAAUGCUACGUAGC
Morone saxatilis (striped sea-bass) is the source of this 739-nucleotide messenger RNA. RefSeq names its product growth arrest and DNA-damage-inducible, gamma interacting protein 1 (gene gadd45gip1). The coding region runs from base 329 to 724 and encodes 131 amino acids. The transcript is spliced from 3 exons. Gene Ontology annotation, cellular component: nucleus. Lineage: Eukaryota; Metazoa; Chordata; Actinopteri; Moronidae. The record is from RefSeq and is a predicted model, not a curated record.